AUGACCGCGAUGACCAUGACUCUCGAAACCAUGGCUUGCCGUGUGGAGAGCAUUCUGGGGCAUUGGCAAGCAGCGCUCGAGACGGCAGAACAAGGUGUACAGAUUUGCCCGAAAUAUGGGCCUCUUUGGUUUGUGCUCCUGCGUCAAGCCGAGAAACUCCAUGGAGCAGCGGCCGUGAAGGAGUAUGCGCCAAGCGCCAUUGCAAGCAUUUGCAGUGAACUGCAUUGGAAGAUACACUUUGAGGUCGCUACUGCCUGCAGCCGUCAAGGAGCACUGCCGCAGUGCCGGCAAAGCAUCGGAAGAGCUGCGUUGCAGUGCCCCAGGCAUUUGCGGUGGAAGGUGUGGCUGCUGGCUGCAAGGGCUGAGCUCUGGGAGGGUUCGGCGGAUGCGUGUCGAAGGCUUCUGGCGCAAGCGAGGAUCGAUGCUCCCAGCCGGAUGCAGGUUGCAGUGUGCUUAGAACGUGCCCGCACAGAGGAGUUUCUGGGAAAUCUGAAGGGCACUCGUGUAGCCUUCGGAGAAGCUCAUGCCUGUGAAGGGCAUGACUGGAAGGCCCACCUGUUGACCUCUGUGGAUUAG
Cladocopium goreaui is the source of this 576-nucleotide messenger RNA. The record is from the annotation of a GenBank genome assembly. Lineage: Eukaryota; Dinophyceae; Suessiales; Symbiodiniaceae.